Wyeomyia smithii (pitcher-plant mosquito) is the source of this 1491-nucleotide messenger RNA. It is a transcript of the gene Rpt5, whose product is annotated as 26S proteasome regulatory subunit 6A-B. Gene Ontology annotation, molecular function: ATP hydrolysis activity; ATP binding; proteasome-activating activity. The coding region runs from base 148 to 1434 and encodes 428 amino acids. Gene Ontology annotation, cellular component: proteasome regulatory particle, base subcomplex. The record is from RefSeq and is a predicted model, not a curated record. Gene Ontology annotation, biological process: proteasome-mediated ubiquitin-dependent protein catabolic process. Lineage: Eukaryota; Metazoa; Arthropoda; Insecta; Diptera; Culicidae. The transcript has 2 exons.
UUGUUGAUCACACAAACGUCAACAGCUUCGAAGUAACGAGCAUUUUCGGAAAGUCAUCAUCGCCUGAAAAACAUCCGAAUUGGAAAAGAAUAAUAGUUUCUCUUGUUUGAAUUGAUUCAAACUAAUAAAAAGUGAUAAAAAACACUAAUGGCCGGAACGCUAGAGGACAAAUCAAUCUGGGAGGACGGCGAGGAGACGUUGGGCGAAGAGGUACUCCGGAUGCCCACCGACGAAAUCGUCAGCCGGACGCGCCUGAUGGACAAUGAAAUCAAGAUCAUGAAGAGCGAGGUCAUGCGAAUCAACCACGAGCUGCAGACGCAAAACGAGAAGAUAAAGGAUAAUACGGAGAAGAUUAAGGUCAACAAAACGCUGCCCUAUCUGGUGUCGAACGUGAUCGAGCUGCUCGAUGUGGAUCCCCAGGAGGAGGAAGAUGAUGGGGCGGUGGUGGUGCUGGAUUCCCAGCGGAAGGGCAAGUGUGCCGUUAUUAAGACCUCCACCAGACAGACGUACUUUUUGCCCGUUAUUGGUUUGGUUGAUCCGGAGAAGCUGAAACCGGGUGAUCUGGUGGGUGUCAAUAAGGAUUCGUAUUUGAUUUUGGAAACUUUGCCAGCGGAGUAUGACGCCCGGGUGAAGGCGAUGGAGGUGGACGAACGACCAACCGAGCAGUACUCCGAUAUUGGCGGUUUGGAUAAACAAAUUCAGGAACUGAUUGAAGCCGUUGUUCUGCCAAUGACCCACAAGGAGAAGUUUAAGAAUUUGGGAAUUCAUCCACCGAAGGGUGUUCUUCUAUACGGUCCUCCUGGAACCGGUAAAACACUACUUGCUCGAGCAUGCGCUGCUCAAACGAAAUCAACCUUCCUGAAGUUGGCCGGUCCCCAGCUGGUGCAGAUGUUUAUCGGUGAUGGCGCCAAGCUGGUACGGGAUGCGUUUGCUCUGGCAAAGGAAAAAGCUCCGGCCAUAAUCUUCAUCGACGAACUGGACGCCAUCGGUACAAAGCGUUUCGAUUCGGAGAAGGCCGGCGAUCGUGAGGUUCAGCGGACUAUGCUUGAACUGUUGAAUCAGCUGGACGGUUUCAGUUCGACGGCUGACAUUAAGGUUAUCGCUGCGACCAAUCGAGUGGACAUUCUCGAUCCAGCCUUGCUACGUUCGGGUCGUUUGGAUAGAAAGAUUGAGUUUCCCCACCCGAAUGAGGAGGCUCGCGCUAGGAUUAUGCAGAUUCAUUCGCGUAAAAUGAACGUCAGCCCAGAUGUGAACUUUGAAGAGCUGGCCCGUUCGACGGACGAUUUCAACGGAGCCCAGUGUAAGGCGGUGUGCGUCGAGGCCGGUAUGAUCGCGUUACGACGCUCGGCGGUUGCAGUCACCCACGAGGACUUUAUGGACGCUAUCAUGGAGGUGCAGUCAAAGAAGAAGGCCAAUCUGAACUACUAUGCUUAGAAUUUGUAAUGCAAAAUGGAAUGAUUUAAUAAUUACAGCUUAUCUCUAUACACUAAA